Molecule: messenger RNA, 1050 nt
Organism: Chenopodium quinoa (quinoa)
Lineage: Eukaryota; Viridiplantae; Streptophyta; Magnoliopsida; Caryophyllales; Amaranthaceae
Product: 4-hydroxyphenylpyruvate dioxygenase-like
Exons: 3
Coding region: 235-657 (140 amino acids)
Source: RefSeq, a predicted model, not a curated record
AAAAAAAAAGGACAUAAUCGUGCAUGCAAACGGGUGGCAUCUCCAUAACUCUCACACCUUGCUCAUGCACCCAACACGUGUUGCAAUUGAGGAUAGAUGCAAAAAAUUGCAUGACAAAAUCAAAGUUAUAAACCGAUGAAAAUUACAAUCAGAAUUCAGAAAUAUAUAAAAAAAAGUUGGAUCUUUCAUAAUAUUUCAUAAACUCAAUCAAAUCAACUUGAAUUUGGGGAAAAAAUGGCUUCAAAGUUGAACCCAGCGUAUGCUUAUACAGUUUUGUAUGUGAAAGACGUUGAAAAAGCCGUUGCAUUUUAUUCCAAAGCUUUUGGUAUCAACAUUCGCCGUUUAGACAAUUCUCGCAGAUGGGGAGAGUUGGAGAGUGGACAGACCACAAUAGCAUUCACCCCAAUCCAUCAACACGAGACCGAUGAGGUAACAGGUGAGGUCCAUACAUUUCAAUCCAAACGCGAACGAGGACCAAUCGAGGUGUGCUUCGAUUACGCCGAUGUGGAUGCUGCUUACAAGAGGGCUUUGGAGAAUGGCGCAGAAGCAGUGAGUCCACCUGAACAAAAGGAAUGGAACCAGAAGGUUGGAUACGUUCGUGAUAUCGAUGGCAUGGUUGUUAGGCUUGGCAGCAAUGUCACUCCCCCAAAACAUUAGAUAGAUGGCCUGUUUAGUACGAAGUACGAAGUAUUAGUUUAGUUAUGCAAUGGUAGGAACCACAAGAAUUUACUACCUUGAUAAUAAAUAAAUGUACAUGUAUCAAUGUCACUCCUCCUAAACGACAUUAGAUAGAUUACAUAUAUUGUGUUGGUUUAUGUAGCGGUAUGGGCAAAAAUUUAAAUGUACAUGUAUCGAUGUAUGUCAUAUACUCAUAUUGCCAUCCUUUGUUUGGUUAUGUAAUAGCUAAAAAUUGACUAGAAAAUAAAUGUAUUUUUAUGUACUCCUUUUGUAUGUAUUGGUAAUUAACGGACUAAUAUGGUUAAUAUCCGGCCUCUUAUGGAUUUUAUAAGAGAGUCGUAGAUGUAUAUAUUCCUUUCACUUAGAUGGUUG